AUGAGAUCCUCAUCAUCGUCCUUUAUACCAAGUUUCCGCUUCAUUUCCUUUACCUCACAGCGCUGCAUGAACAGCUGCUUUUCAGCUGCGAACACUUCCUUUCGUCCAAGUUCACGUUGCUGGACCAUGGCUAUCAGCGUCCGGGCAUCUUCUAGCUCUUUUCUCAAGCGUCUGAGUUUCUCAGCACUUUGUGCAUCCCGGCCUCGCGUUUUCCGAGCUAGUCGGACUUCUCUACGACGGAAGCAUACAUAUGGAUCACCAUCGUCAGUGUCUUGCCCAGUCUCAAACUGCAAAAAGAUAUCAGCAUAUAUUCACGACAUGGUUAAGCGGGACGACUUACCUUUAAAGUUGGUUGCAAGGGCCGAUUCCCUGAAGCCGUCCGCCGCGAUUUCCAACUCUCAUAUAUUUCUCUUACAAAGGGCCUUAACUUAUCAUGUAUCAUGCCAUCGAAGCAUUCCUCCAUUUCCGGGUAUGAUACUACAGGUGGAUUAUCGACAGCAGCAAAUGGCUGUUUUGCCUGUGCUGUCUCUUCGAAAAAGCUCAUCACCUCCUCGAAUUGGUUCUCUGUGCAUUGUGUUGAGACGUCCCGCUUCUGGUUCAUUAUCUUCAACGCGACAUCAUCCUCCUCAACAAGAUUAUACCCGCACCCACUGCAGUCUUCUACGGUCGACGAGAAUCGGAUAUACGUCGCCGGCUGCGAAAAUACAGGCCUGUAGAGCGUGUCAUAUUGGACUGAGCUCUGGACAGUUUCGGGUGUUGGAAUAUGUGUCUGAGCUGCAUUUCCGAACGCUGUGGCAUUUAUUGCAGCUUGCAAAUGGAAUUCCUAAUCACACGACCUAG
This is a messenger RNA of Trichophyton rubrum CBS 118892, 840 nucleotides long. RefSeq lists its product as uncharacterized. The record is from RefSeq and is a predicted model, not a curated record. The transcript has a single exon. Lineage: Eukaryota; Fungi; Ascomycota; Eurotiomycetes; Onygenales; Arthrodermataceae. Bases 1 to 840 code for a protein of 279 amino acids.